Molecule: messenger RNA, 876 nt
Organism: Staurois parvus
Lineage: Eukaryota; Metazoa; Chordata; Amphibia; Anura; Ranidae
Source: the annotation of a GenBank genome assembly
GAAGUGGGGUGUCCGGGGAGCCUGCGCUGCGCUCUCCAGCUGCUUCCUGCUUGCCUGCGCCCUAAGUGUGCCGCCGCUGUGGGCCUCAAGUGCUUCUCUCUGGGCUCUGAGCUGAAGGGUGAGCCAUUUCGUUUGGGUACGGCUGCCGGCGCAUUCUACUCCGGGUUGCUGCUAUCAGUGGGUCUCUCCCUGUUGGGAUCUGCCCUGGUUUGCUGCCGUGAAGAUGCGGCAGGGGAGAGUAAACCCAGCAGUCAGAACUUCCUCCUCCUUGGAGUACUGGUGUUCAUGUUGGGUGUGUUGAGCGCCUUUGCUGGGGCAGUGAUAGAUGGGGACACUGUGUCACUCGUGGAAAGGAAGUAUUCACACUUUUGCCUGCAACAAACAACACCUGGCGCAGGUAGCAGUUCAACCAAGUGCCAGAAGCUGAAGGAUUACCAGCGGGGUUUGGUCAUAUCUACCAUUUUUAACUCCUUGGAAUGUCUACUGGGUCUUAUCAACCUGUUGCUGGUCAAAAACUACAAAUCCUCCCAGCAGCGGCGGAGGAGAAGAAGGAGAUGUGGGGGAAGGCGCUUCCAGCGACAGAACAGGGGUUCCAUCUUCUCAAAUGAGGAGCAUGACUUCUCGCCUGGAGACUUCCCCUUCCAAAGUGUGUCCUACAUUAACGUUGGGGUAUUUCACCUCUUUGAUGAAGCAGGAGUGGAAGUGCAAUGUGGGGGUCACCCGUCUCUGGAGCUACCUGGUUACUCUCCCAUGGAUCCUGAUUUAAACCCUUCAUACCCUUACUGUUACCCUCUGCCUAAUGAGCAGCCUCCUCCAUAUGAUGAAAUAUACCCUGCUACUGAGCUGUGCAGCAGCACCACCACCACCACCACAUAA